Callithrix jacchus (white-tufted-ear marmoset) is the source of this 6115-nucleotide messenger RNA. It is a transcript of the gene ZC3H7B, whose product is annotated as zinc finger CCCH-type containing 7B. Gene Ontology annotation, molecular function: miRNA binding; protein binding; metal ion binding. NCBI's taxonomy places the organism in Eukaryota, Metazoa, Chordata, Mammalia, Primates, Cebidae. Gene Ontology annotation, biological process: miRNA processing. The record is from RefSeq and is a predicted model, not a curated record.
UCAGGACACUUAAAAAUAAAAUAAAGGUGAAUUCCAGGCAUGAGCUUUCCACAGGGAAGUGGGGCUUCCCCAACUAGCCCACCUCCCCUUCUCCCCAGGUGCGCAGCCCGCGCCGCCCAUCCCGGGCGCGCCGAUGCGACCGGAGCCGCGCUCUCUAGGACCCGAGGAGGAAGCGCUGCAGGGAGACGGUGCCUCCAGCGGGUGCUGCCGCGAGCGGCCGGCCGAGGGGCUGGAAAUGAAAGUAAAGCGCUCCGGAGCCACAUGGACGGAGCUGCCGGGGCGGCGGCGCCGGGAGCAGGAUGCGGCCGCCCGUAAUUAAAUAGCAUUUACUCUUAUUAUUACUAAUAAUAAUAAUAACGUAAUCAUACCUCUAGUCAUAGCAUACCAUUUAUCGGGCUCGGCGCAGACCCGCGGGAAGCGCAGCCCGGCGGAGAGACUGAUGGAGAGACAGAAACGGAAGGCGGACAUCGAGAAGGGGCUGCAGUUCAUUCAGUCGACACUACCCCUAAAGCAAGAAGAAUAUGAGGCCUUUCUGCUCAAGCUGGUACAGAAUCUGUUUGCUGAGGGCAAUGAUCUGUUCCGGGAGAAGGACUAUAAGCAGGCCCUGGUGCAGUACAUGGAAGGGCUGAAUGUGGCUGACUACGCCGCCUCCGACCAGGUGGCCCUGCCCCGGGAGCUGCUGUGCAAGCUGCAUGUCAAUAGGGCUGCCUGCUACUUCACCAUGGGCCUGUAUGAGAAGGCGCUGGAGGAUAGCGAGAAGGCUCUGGGCCUGGACAGCGAGAGUAUCCGGGCUCUGUUCCGCAAGGCGCGUGCUCUCAAUGAACUGGGACGCCACAAGGAAGCUUACGAGUGCAGUAGCCGGUGUUCCCUCGCCCUGCCCCACGAUGAAAGCGUGACUCAGCUUGGUCAGGAGCUGGCCCAGAAACUGGGGCUGCGAGUUCGAAAGGCAUAUAAGAGGCCCCAGGAAUUGGAAACCUUUUCUCUGCUCAGUAAUGGCACUGCAGCUGGCGCGGCAGAUCAGACAAGGUUUCACCAUGUUGGCCAGGCUGGUUUCGAACUUCUGACCUCGGGUGAUCCGCCAGCCUCAGCCUCCCAAGGUACUGGGAUUACAGGAGGAACUUCUAAUGGAUUGGGGUCCAUAGAUGAUAUCGAAACAGACUGCUACGUGGACCCUCGAGGCUCCCCGGCCCUCCUUCCCUCCACGCCUACAAUGCCUCUGUUCCCUCAUGUUCUGGACCUGCUGGCCCCCCUGGACAGCAGCAGGACCCUCCCCAGCACCGAGAGCCUGGAUGACUUCUCAGACGGGGAUGUCUUUGGCCCAGAGCUGGACACCCUCCUGGACUCACUGUCUCUGGUCCAAGGUGGCCUGUCUGGCAGCGGCGUGCCUAGUGAGUUGCCCCAGCUGAUACCCGUGUUCCCCGGUGGGACCCCGCUGCUACCACCUGUGGUGGGUGGCUCCAUCCCUGUCUCCAGCCCACUGCCCCCCGCCUCCUUCGGCUUGGUCAUGGACCCCUCCAAGAAGCUGGCUGCCUCAGUGCUGGAUGCCCUCGAUCCCCCGGGCCCCACACUGGACCCCCUGGACCUGUUGCCCUACUCAGAGACCCGGCUGGAUGCACUCGACAGCUUUGGGUCGACACGAGGCUCCCUGGACAAGCCUGACUCCUUCAUGGAGGAGACCAGCUCACAGGACCACCGUCCCCCCAGCGGUGCUCAGAAACCAGCCCCCUCGCCAGAGCCCUGCAUGCCCAACACUGCCUUGCUCAUCAAGAACCCCCUGGCUGCCACCCAUGAGUUCAAGCAGGCCUGCCAGCUCUGCUACCCCAAGACAGGCCCCCGGGCUGGCGACUACACCUACCGUGAGGGCCUUGAGCACAAGUGCAAGCGGGACAUCCUGCUUGGCCGGCUCCGGAGCUCCGAGGACCAGACCUGGAAGCGGAUCCGGCCCAGGCCCACCAAGACCAGCUUCGUGGGCUCCUACUACCUGUGCAAAGACAUGAUUAACAAGCAGGACUGUAAGUACGGGGAUAACUGCACCUUCGCCUACCAUCAGGAGGAGAUCGACGUGUGGACCGAGGAGCGGAAGGGCACCCUCAACCGCGACCUGCUCUUCGACCCACUGGGGGGCGUUAAGCGUGGCAGCCUCACCAUCGCCAAGCUCCUGAAGGAGCACCAAGGCAUCUUUACCUUCCUCUGUGAGAUCUGCUUUGACAGUAAACCCCGGAUCAUCAGCAAAGGCACCAAGGACUCUCCGUCUGUCUGCUCCAACCUGGCUGCCAAGCACAGCUUCUACAACAACAAGUGCCUGGUGCAUAUCGUCCGCUCCACCUCCCUCAAGUACUCCAAGAUUCGCCAGUUCCAGGAGCACUUCCAGUUCGACGUGUGCCGCCAUGAGGUGCGCUAUGGCUGCCUACGGGAGGACAGCUGCCACUUUGCCCACAGCUUCAUCGAGCUCAAGGUCUGGCUGCUGCAGCAGUACUCAGGCAUGACCCACGAAGACAUCGUUCAGGAAUCUAAGAAGUACUGGCAGCAGAUGGAGGCGCACACGGGGAAGGCCAGCAGCAGCGUGGGUACCUCAAGGACACAUGGGCCUAGCACUUUCGAUCUGCAGAUGAAGUUUGUCUGUGGCCAGUGCUGGAGAAACGGGCAGGUGGUGGAGCCUGACAAGGACCUCAAGUACUGCAGUGCCAAGGCCCGGCACUGCUGGACCAAGGAGCGGCGGGUCCUUCUGGUGAUGUCCAAGGCCAAGAGGAAAUGGGUGUCAGUGAGGCCACUGCCAUCCAUUCGCAACUUCCCACAGCAAUACGACCUCUGCAUCCACGCACAGAACGGCCGCAAGUGCCAGUAUGUGGGGAACUGCUCCUUCGCACACAGCCCAGAGGAGAGGGACAUGUGGACCUUCAUGAAGGAGAACAAGAUCCUGGACAUGCAGCAGACCUAUGACAUGUGGCUGAAAAAACACAACCCAGGGAAGCCUGGAGAAGGGACCCCCAUCAGUUCUCGGGAAGGGGAGAAGCAGAUCCAGAUGCCCACGGACUACGCGGACAUCAUGAUGGGCUACCACUGCUGGCUCUGCGGCAAGAACAGCAACAGCAAGAAGCAGUGGCAGCAGCACAUCCAGUCUGAGAAGCACAAGGAGAAGGUCUUCACGUCUGACAGUGACGCCAGUGGCUGGGCCUUCCGCUUCCCCAUGGGCGAGUUCCGGCUCUGUGACAGGCUCCAAAAGGGCAAAGCCUGCCCAGAUGGGGACAAGUGCCGCUGCGCCCAUGGACAGGAGGAGCUCAACGAGUGGCUGGACCGGCGCGAGGUGCUGAAGCAGAAGCUGGCCAAGGCUCGCAAGGACAUGCUGCUGUGUCCACGGGACGACGACUUUGGCAAAUACAACUUCCUGCUUCAAGAGGACGUGGACCCUGCCAUUGCCACCCCAGAAGCCCCUGCUGCUGCUGCCGCCACCACUGGGGAGUAGGGCCAGGUGUCGGCCAUGGGCAAAGUCCUGGGGCCAGGGGGUGGGGUGGUGACAGAAGGCCUGAUAGAAGGGUCAGGGCUGGCCAGUGGGGGGGUGGGGAGGCCACCCUUAUCAGGCAGCCCCCAGCCCCCUGGGGCCCCGUCUAUCUUUUCCCCACCACCACCCCGGGUGUGCGUACCCAGGUGCACAUGCUGCAACCCCUGGAGGCCCCAGGGUCCUCAUCCCUCUGGAACCUGGGCAGCCCUUCCCCUACCCCCACGGCUCUCCUGGUUGAGGAGGGAGGGGCCUGGCUGACCCCUCCAGCUUCAGCCUCCAGCUUUAACUUCUGUCUGCUCCUAAUGGGGCCCAAAGCUCAGGGCUGGGGAGCCUGGGGUCCCCACUUGAAUCUGCAAGAGUAGGGUCCUUCUCCCUGCCCUAUCCUCACUCCACCACCCCCCCGGGGGCAAAUCAGGACAUAACAGAGGGCAGAGGCCCCAUUAGCUUUAAAAUGUAGCCCCAGGAAGAAGCUGGGAACACUGUACUGGUCACUUACCCUCUGGAGCCUCAGCUUCCCCUCUGGAAGGAUGGAAGGAGCUGGUCUAGAUGAUCUUUGGAACCUAAGGAGUCUCGGCCCUUUGAGGCCACCACCUGAACCCUACUCCCUCAUGGGCCAGUGACUAUAGAUUGUAGGUCCUCAGAGCCUUCAGAGAUGAUCCAGCCCAAACCCUAUUUUGCAGAGAGGAAAACUGAGGCCUAGAAGGGAGGAGUGGUCUGCCCAGGUUCCCAGCACAAAGUAGAGCUGGGAUGAAAACAGGGCUCAAAAGACUCAGGGCCAAUUAUUGGCUGAGCCCACUGUCCCCUCACCAGGGAUGUGGCGGUCUCUGAAUCAGUGUGCUGGGGUCCCAGGCAGCGCUGCCUGGGGGCCGGGGAAGGGAGGCCCAGAGGAGGGCUGGCCAUGUGAGCACCCCUUGAAGGGACUACUCCCUCCCGAGGAUGGUCUCUUGGGGUACAGCAGCAGAGGUCGCCUCUCCACGUGCACUCUGGGAAAGGUGGCAGAGGGCAGGACACCAUGAGCUCAGGAUCUGCAUGAGACGUGGGAGGUGGGAAGGGUGAGGGUCUGGGGGAUGUGGAGAAAAGGGAGGCUUGACCUCGGGCACCAUGGGCCACUCCAGGAUGGGACACACCCCUCUUUCUUGGGGACCAGGCAUGUCCUCUCCUCUAGACUCAGAUACACAGUUAAAACCAUCUGUCCUAGCCCCUCCCUGAUCCCUGGCCCUACCAGCUGCCUGGGACUCCAGUGGACCCCCAGUUCCUGCCCCCACCCAGCAAGGCCUCUCUUGUCCCUCUCGUCUGACAUGUCUGUGUGCACCCCAUCCUCUCCAACCCACCCUCCAUGGGCAGAUCCAGCCUCCCCUGGUUCCCCAGACAUUCCAGAAUGCCCCACAUCAUUGGCACAGGAGUGGGGCAGCCCCGGAAGGAACCAGGGAUUAGGCUGUGGAGGGGUGAGGAGGAGAAAAGGGACCAUCCCAUUCUCAAGCAAGGAUUGCCAGUGCGCGCUGACAGUGAUGGGCUGCCCAGGGCUGGACGGGAUGCUGUUCCUCUCACCGCCACUGCCCGACCUUUCCUGAUAAUCGUAGCAUGCACCCUUUCCUCUUCCCUGCCCCGCCUCCUACCCCAGCAGGCCACUGCAGUUUGGGUGCUGGUGGUAUGGCUGGAGGAGAGGGGAGACCACACCCAAGGUGGGGGUCGUGGCUGUGAUAUCGAUGAUACUCGUUUUCCCUGAUCCGUGGUGUUGCAGUCUGUCGUCACCAGCCUUGUUUCUAGUGUGUAUAUAUGUCGCCCCCAUGAUGCAUAUAUACACAGGUAUUAAAUAUAUCGCUCUAUAUAAUAUUAUAUAUGUGUGUGGUAUCCAAGGAAUCACUUUUAUGAGGGCUAAAGAUAAAGAAUUUGGCCAGAAAAUGCAGCCAUCCUUGUGUGAUUAGGAGGGUUUUGGGGGUCAUCGUACUAUUUGCAAGGCGACAGGGACUGGAGCCGUGGCUCAGAGGUGAUUCGGGCAGCCAGGGGCAGGAGCCAACCUCCCCAGGCCCAACUCUGCCAGCUUCCCAGACCACCCCCAUCGAGUGCAGACAGUGGGAGUGCUCAGGGAAAGAAAGUGAUUUGUAUUUCUCCCCGCCAAAAGGAACAGGAUUCAAGACCAGAGUUUUAAUCUUCAGCCUGUGAUCUGUCCAGGGACCCUUGGGAUCUGGGGCUCCCUGGCCUGGCCAGAGCUGAAGACCCCACAGGGUAAGAAAGGGAGAGUGGGAGGCAGAGUAUAAUAUGGUGGGGAGCAGACAAGAAGACACUUUUAAUGAUGAGGGUAACUAUUUCAGUUGUGAGCCUUCUAGGGCCCCCAGCUGGGAGGCUCAGAGGGCGGAAUCCAGGACCUGUGUUUACCCCUAGCAGGCAGGGACAAGAUGGCAUGGCAAGCAUGGGGCCGGGGGUGGGUGGGGAGGGAUGCUGCAUUUCUCAGCCGGGCAGUAAUCAAUUUAAUGGUCCUUUAAAAUGUCUGUGUAUUAAAAAUUUAAGAAUACCACACUUUAAUAUUAAAUAUUCAUAAGGUCUAGUAUCUUGAUAAUAAUGUAGAUGUUUUAAUAACAAUUUUUGUCCUUCUUAAAAUAAAAUGAAAGAAACUUG